Schistosoma rodhaini is the source of this 4021-nucleotide messenger RNA. The record is from the annotation of a GenBank genome assembly. NCBI's taxonomy places the organism in Eukaryota, Metazoa, Platyhelminthes, Trematoda, Strigeidida, Schistosomatidae.
UUUUUUAUCGCCUUUUCCAGAUCUUCGCACAGGCGCUACUCUCCAUGCUCUCACAAUACAUUUACCUCUUGUCUUGAUUCAAACAUCAACAAUUAUAUGUUGAUUGACCAUCCUUACUUAACAUGGAAAAUCACGAGAUGAAUUGUUUUUCCACGCUACAAAAACAUUACAUGUGUCCUUGUGCUAAAACAACACAAUGAAUUUGUAAUCUAGUGUUACUUGAUUAUGUUGUCCACUAGAUAUAAGGAGUGAGUCUUUUUAUGUUAAGUAUUUGGUACUUAAGUUACGGAGACACAAACAUGGAAUGGGAUGUUGAGAAAGGGUUCAGUUUGUUAACGUAUACCAUUAUUCAGACUAGAGACUAGUUUCUGUAGAAAUCGAGUAUACUUGAUUUUAGACUAGUAUGGCAGGGAUAAGAUUUUCACAAGGCUUGUCGCGGCACAUCACUAUGAUGUGUAGACUUGGCUUUAUUCGACGUGCAACUCACUUCCUUAUUUAGUUUUCGUUGUUUUUGAGAUUGAUUCGUUAUGUAUCACCACGGUUGGAAUAUUCUUCUACCAACUGGGCUGUUUUACUUCUGUGUAAGGCAACAAUAAAUUCAUUGAAGUACUUCGUAGUUUGUCUUGCCAUUACCAACCUAGAUCUCAAACUAUACAUUCCAGUGAGUUAGAAUAUAGAAUUAGGAACAAAAUGUUUCCUAUCACUCUUUAUCCACUUCUGUCAUACUUCUUGUACUUCGAUGAAUCGGCUUGCAAAUAUUUUAUUGGAUCAAUGUUUAUGUAUCUCUUUCCUAUAUGUAUUGUAGUUCUUGUUCUCUUUUUUUCCCUUUUAUUUUUCACCCUUUUGCCUUUACGAACUAAAUCCAUAGACAAAAGCUUGUGUGUUCCGCUAAUCUGUUUCAUUGGUCGUUUCGUAUUCGAAAUACACCAUUACUGAUAUACUUUUCUUCUCGUCACAUUUUUAAGGGUUCGGGCUCUAUGCAAACAGUCUGUUCACUUUAUAAAUGUUUACACAGUGAUCUAUUAUGAUAAUCAGAAGUAUUUGAAUUGUAGUAUAAACUAGUAAUCCCAGGAAUGACGCAAUUUAAUCAAGAAGUACAAGAUGAGCACAAACGAAUGUAUUGUAUUUGGAAUUCAAAAUUACAAGAGUCAUCAAUACAAACAAGUCAUUGAUUUAUUUAAACAUCACAUCCGCCACAGUUCGAAUUGGAGUGUCCUCUAAAUCCUUUGGUCAAUUUUCUGUGGAUUCACAUAGACCCAAAAUAACCAAAUCAUGGAGUUUACGGGACAGUUUGUUUAGUUCGAGACGUGGUCGAGGGUCGAUUUCGGAUACUCAUGAAUGGCAGUAUAUCGCCCCAAAGCUGUAUCAGUUGGAAGAUCAGUUUCAUCAUCCAGCUUCAAAAUGUGAUGUUUGGCGUUCUCUUUGCCCUCAAGAAUUACCCGAUGCAGCUGUUUAUCCUACAAUGCCUGUUUACAAUUUGUCCAAUAAAGUCUUUGCCUCAUCUACAGGUCCCAAAAAGGGUUUGUUAGCAGUGAAAAAGUGGUGUGGGUCAAAGGACAGUCACAAUGUCUAUCAUUCCAACUACUGGAAGACAAUAGAGAAUCGAAAAGCACAUGGAAUAUCUGUUUCUCUAUACGAAAAAAACAUAAUUACUGGAAAACCGAAUGGUGGUCCCAUUGCUGAUGCUUUCGUUGUACGAGCUCGACAUGAUUCUGCUUAUUUAGCUGUGGCCGAUGGUGUAAAUUGGGGCAACGAAUCAAUGAAAGCUGCUAGGUCGGCAAUUUCAGCUAUUUACACCUAUUUAGAAUCUCAUUUAUUUGGUCACAUGAAAGAGAAACACAUCAUUAAAGAUACAAGAGAUGCUGCUCAAUUAUUAUUUGAAGCGUUUUCGUUUGCCCAAGACGAAAUUGUUUCCGUCACCACUGGUCUUACUACUCUUUGCGUUGCACUAAUUUUACCGGUACUAACAACUACAACCCAUGAAUCACAUAGAUUAACAAAUGAACAAGCUUCAGCAUAUGGCAAAUCUCAAUUUUCUGUUGUAAUAGCAAGCGUUGGUGAUUGUCAAGCAUUUCUUUUAAGUAAGUUUCAUGGUAUCCGUGAAAUAACCGGUUGGGUAAGAACAUCUAUAUUGUCAUCUGAUAAUUUAUCAACACAAUCAAAUGAACAAAGUAAAUUGGAGAAAGUACUUGGACCACCUGUACGGGAUUUUCGAGAUACUGGUGGGGCAUUGGGUGCUGUGUAUAAAAAUGGCAAUCCAGAAUUACACAAUCUUAUAUGUGCUGUAACACUUUGUGAUCCAGGUGAUAUAGUUCUAAUUGGAUCAGAUGGACUAAUUGAUAAUUUCGAUCCAGUUAUUACACAACUAGCUGUUCCUGAAUCACCGCAUUUAGAUUUUGUUGAUGAAGAGAAUGAACACGAAGGACAAGAAGGUGAUGAGGAGGAAAGUUCCUCCACUGAUGAUCUAGGUAUUCAAGAAGUAAACAAUAACAAUAACAAAAGUUCUGUCAAAAGUACUUCAUCUUUAUCUUCGGAUUCUUUGAAGUGUAAUUUUAAUAAAUCGCCAACUUCACCAUUAUGUCGUCCAUCCAAAUCAUUGCUACAUAAUUCCCCUUUAACACCACCACCUCGAGUAAGUAUUUGGCCACAACCACCACCCCCACCAAGUGAUCCAACGAAAUUAACUUAUACAACUGUUACAAAUAUCAGUACUAAUAACAGUAAUUAUAAUAACAAUAAUAAUAAUGCAAAUGAUAACAAUGAAACUGAAACAAUUUAUGCACAUCAAAUUAACUUCACCAAUCAACUUGAAUUAAACUGGUAUGAACGUAGAAAAUAUGCAGCGAAAGAAUUAGAACGUGUAUGGCAUGAAUUAGAUAUUAGUACGGAGAAUGCUAAUAAUAAAAAUGGCACUUUUAGUUCCAAAGAUUUAUGUGAGGCACUCAUUAAUCAUGCAUACAGAAUUACAACAAAACGUCGUGAAUGGUUAGAGAAUCCAGAUUAUGCACAUUUAAGACAAAAUCAAACUGUAGUACAAAAUAAUAAUAGUGAUAACAAUAAUAAACAUUCUGAUAAUACUUGUUCAACUGAUUCACAAAGAAAAUGGUUUAACGAUAUGCUUAAACGUAUGCCUGGUAAGUUAGAUCAUGCAACUAUAGUUGCCUAUGAAGUUGGAGUUUAUCAUGGUAAUGAAAAUGAAGUAUAUGAAGAGACAGCUCAUCGAUUCCUAGCCGCAAACAACUCGAACUCUCCAACUAAUCAUUCAGUUAUAACACAUUCAGAGCCAUAAUAAUAAAAUAACUUAAGAAAAAGCACACUAUACUUGUACAUGUAAUAAGUAAUCUCAGAUAUGAGAUAUUCCCAUUUACAUUUAUGUCAUAAUUUAUUAUUUACUUAUCUUUUUAUUUAUUUUUAUGAAUAGUUCUCAAUUUUCUUUUUGUAUAGAUAUUUGUAUUUUCCGUGUUGUUGUUUAUCUUCUCAUCAUAAAAUAGGUUACUGUGUUGAAAGGUGGUUAUUAUUCUCUACCAAAUUGUGAGUAUUUAUGUCAUUGUUAACUUUUAUCUAUAAAUAUGAAUAAGGUCAUAUUAUAUAAUAUAGACACAAAUACAUGUAUAUCAUAUCUUCAUUCAAUGUUUCAAUCCCAACACGAAUCAAUGUUCUUUUCUAUAACUACGCUUAUAUGAUUAGUUUACAUUUUUUUCUCUUCACAAAAGCACCUUAUGUUACUUAUUUUUGUUAUGUACAGUACAUUGUAAGCUUUUAUGCUAAGUAUUUUAAAAAAAUGAAUUAUUUAUGUAUUCUAGAAUGAUGUCUUCAAAUGUGGGCUUAUUUCCCAUAAUGAUCAUUGAUCACCACUAUAUCUGUACUUGUUUAGUACAUUCAUUUCAUAAAUCAGUUUUUGAUUUUGAAAUAAAGAUGACAAACAAGGGAAUAGGAGCUUUGUUAGUCUAAAUAGAUAAGUUAAAACUGAGUGAAAAUUUUAAAGUUGAAUUUGACUUGAAUAACAUAAUAUCUAAGUUUU